Molecule: messenger RNA, 730 nt
Organism: Polypterus senegalus (gray bichir)
Lineage: Eukaryota; Metazoa; Chordata; Cladistia; Polypteriformes; Polypteridae
Product: FXYD domain-containing ion transport regulator 3-like
Exons: 8
Coding region: 220-504 (94 amino acids)
Biological process (GO): regulation of sodium ion transmembrane transporter activity
Cellular component (GO): membrane
Molecular function (GO): sodium channel regulator activity
Source: RefSeq, a predicted model, not a curated record
GCUCCCGUGGCGCUGCGCUCGAGUAUUCAGUCGCUCCGCACUUCACUCCGUCCCUCCUCCUCCUCUCUCGUAGACAGAACAAUUGGCUCCUAUCACAUUUUGCUGUCGAUUGAGCAAACCAACCUGUUACUCGUUUGCACAAAGGGUGUUGGCAUUUGACUGAACAAACAGGCUAUCCCACGGACAAAGAAGGUCGUUUCCUGGUUGCACGUUAUCAUCAUGGCUAUGGAUAAAAAUGUAGCUGUGCUUCUUCUGAUUGCUCUGGCAUCUGCUUUCUCAAGUGCGUCCGACUCAGAAGGGAAAGAGGAUCCUUUUACAUAUGAUUACCAUCGGCUGCGUGUUGGAGGGCUCAUAUUUGCUGGGGUUCUUUGUGCGGUUGGCAUAAUCAUUCUUCUCAGUGGACACUGCAGAUGCAAGUUCAAACAGAACAAAAGACAGAGAAACCGUAAUUCUCCACCAGGCCAGCAGCUGCUGUCUUCUCCUGCUCAUGCAAGUGAAUGUUGAGUAUAAGCAGAGGAACAGCAGAAAAGAACACCAUCAGCAUUUACUGUUACAGAAGGGGAACUCCAUACAGAUGGCAUCUGGAGUUUUGUUUUUUUCUUUUGUGGUAUUUGUAGUAAAAUACAAGGUAUUCUAAAUAAUUUAAUUGUUAAAACUGACUUUUUAAUUACUGUAUGUACUACUUUUGUUAUUAUAAUAAAAUGGUUUAGAUCAGUUUUAUAUUCAAGCA